Epinephelus fuscoguttatus (brown-marbled grouper) is the source of this 2714-nucleotide messenger RNA. It is a transcript of the gene neurl1b, whose product is annotated as neuralized E3 ubiquitin protein ligase 1B. Gene Ontology annotation, molecular function: ubiquitin protein ligase activity. The transcript has 6 exons. The record is from RefSeq and is a predicted model, not a curated record. Gene Ontology annotation, cellular component: early endosome. The coding region runs from base 337 to 2061 and encodes 574 amino acids. NCBI's taxonomy places the organism in Eukaryota, Metazoa, Chordata, Actinopteri, Perciformes, Serranidae. Gene Ontology annotation, biological process: ubiquitin-dependent endocytosis.
AUUAAAUGAAUUAUUCAGAGGCUAUGUGAUGCUCUUGAGGGGGAUCUGCGCUUACUGUGUCUUUAAAGUCGUGCAGAGGGGAGCCUAUACUAAAGAAAGGAGGGGGCUGCUGUGCGCCAGUUGGAGGUGUCUGCCUGUCGCAGCGGCUUGAGGUUGACAUUAAGAGGAGCGCGUCCAUGCUUCAGCGGGGAGAUACGGCGCGAUCUGAAGCCACUGAUACUCCGAUUGAACUGGUUCCAGGCAGAUAUACUCACCAGACCGAGGACACACGGAUGGACAGAGACAUAGUGCAGACGGAAUUAACUUGUCAGCCGGUGCGCGAGAUUUCUGGAUAUAAUGGGGAAUACGACACCUAAACCUUUAAUAGAUGCAUCUCUGCAACCCCGCCCAGUGGCCAGCAGGCAGUACUACACCCUGCCUAACAAUGGGGCAGGUGUGGAGAGAAGAACGUCUGCUGCUCCGGUCAGCAUCAGUGUGGAGUCGCCCCGCUUUCACCCCCACGCUAAAGGCAAGAACAUCAGGCUGGAUGGGCAGCUUCGUCGUGCCACGCGCAAGAACAGCUUCUGUAAUGGCAUCACUUUCAGCCACAGGCCUGUCCACCUUUAUGAGAAGGUGCGUCUUCGCCUGAGUGGCGUCCACACUGGCUGGAGUGGAGCUUUACGUUUUGGUUUCACCAGUUUGGACCCCAGCGAAUUGGUCGCCACAGACAUCCCCAAGUAUGCUUGUCCAGACCUGGUGACACGGCCUGGCUACUGGGCCAAAGCUCUGCCUGAGAGGCUGGCCUUGAAGGACAACGUCUUGUCAUUCUGGGCCGAUCGCCACGGAAGAGUUUUCUACAGCAUCAACGAAGGAGAGCCCAUCCUCUUCCACUGUGGGCUCAGCAUUGGCUGUCCUCUCUGGGCCAUAAUAGAUAUCUACGGCAUCACUCAGGAGGUCACGCUGCUUGAAAGCACAUUUGCUGAGAGUGUGGGAUCCAGCUGCCUGAGUGCGGCCCGUCUGAGUGCCUAUCUGCCCCAGAGUAGCCACGACUCAGCCAAUUACAACAACAAUCAGCUGGAGAACAACCAGGCUGCCGCUGCCAAGAUGGCCAACCUCCAGCUCAAUAACUACACUCAGCUCAUCCCCUGCUGCUCCUCCACCUCUUCCUCUUCCACACCGUCCUCAUCCGCCUCCACUGGAUUCAGUGUCCCGAGGGUGGUCCGGGGCCUUCCUUCCCCGCUGGACAAUGACUUACACUUUCACCUCGUCCGUGGCUCUGAUGUAAUACUCUCUGCAGAUCGCUCAGCUGCGUGCAUCCAUUUUCUGGACAGCAGCCGGACUCUGGUGUUCAGUGACCGGCCGCUGCAUGUGGGUGAGACUUUGUACGUGGAGGUGGGCCACCUGGGCCUGCCUUACUUUGGGGCGCUGUUGUUUGGUUUAACAUCCUGUGAUCCGGCUAGUCUACACGCUGGGGACUUACCGGCAGACCCUGAGGUUCUCCUGGACCGUAAAGAGUAUUGGGUGGUGCACCGGGGCUUCCCCAUGCCUUGCUCUGGAGACGUGCUCAGCUUCAGUCUGCUGCCCAGCGGAGAGGUGCACCACGGGGUGAACGGAGUGGGACGUGGCAGGCUGCUCUGUGUGGACUCCUCUCAGGUUCUGUGGGCCUUUUUCACCCUGCAUGGGGCUGUCAACAGACUCAGGAUACUCGGAACACUGCAGUCCAGUCCUCCCUCAACCUCCCCCAGCACUUCUCAGAGCAGCAGUCCAGAUGACAGUGACUCAGACCUGGCAUUCAGUGUCAACAGAUCCUCCUCUGCCUCUGAAUCCUCUCUGGUGACUGCUCCCAGCUCCCCACUCAGCCCUCCUGUCUCGCCCACUCUCACCGCCCCGGAGCUGCCCUCUGCUGGGAAAAACGGAGAAUGCACCAUUUGCUUCGACCAGGACGUCGACACAGUCAUCUACACCUGUGGACACAUGUGUCUGUGCAACGACUGUGGGCUGAAGCUGAAGAGACAGAUCAACGCCUGCUGUCCGAUAUGCAGGAGGCCUAUCAAAGAUGUGAUCAAAACAUAUCGGCCAUGAUGGUGCAGAUGUUUAAACAAGUGCUGUGACUUCGGCUGCUGGAUCCCACCUGUGUCCCUCUCUCAGGCUUGAUUGGACGUGGAUCUUGGCCCCCAAUGGGAGAUUAGCCACACCAGGACUUAUUUGUGCCUAUAUUUCCAUUUUACAUGAGUAAAUCAUCUCUGGAGAUAGACUAUGCUCUUCAUACGCAGAACUGCGAUGGAGCUCAUCAAGAAGAGAUGAAUCAUGUGCUCCCGUUUUGUAUUUUCAAUGUGAUGUCUCUUACGUCACAUGUAUUUGCUGAGCAGAAAAGCCUGCUGUGAAUAUUUUGUCCUUACCCUCAUCGUCCUAGAUUUAUGUGUGCUUCAGCAGAAUAUGCGGACUGUAGUCUAUGACUUCUAGUGCCUUAGAUUUUUGUCACAUUGUGUGUCCAAGUAAUUAUGCUAACAAUCCUAGCCAUAUUUUUCAAUGUACAUUACUGAAAGCUUGUGGUGAGUAAGGCACACAGAUUUCAGACCUUAUGCAAUAAAAGGUGUAACAGUAUUUGGAAGUGUAAGUGGAGAAAUGUAACUGUAUGGUAAGUGUGUUCAGCAGCGUGCUUUAAGAGAAGUAUGUUUGGAAAGGACAAAAUGAAGAAUCUGGUUUUGCACUUUGAGAGAUUAAUAAAAGUGGAC